AUGCCUAGAGCAAUUUUUGAAGAAGAUGCGACUCAACUAAAAUUAGGACCAGAGUUUGAAAAUGAAGAUAUGCUCACAGUUUCGGAGGCAAAAAUUCUGAUUGAUACUGUGAUGGCGCAAAGGACAAGAGAAGCGAAUGGGGAAAUUCCUCUGACUGAUGUCAUGAAGAAGACGCUUUCCUAUUUUAAUGUAUUUGGAAGAUUCAAAACCGCAGAGUCUACAUACGCUUGCGAAAGAAUUUUAGGAAAUCGCUUUCACAAAUUUGAGCGUGCUCAGUUGGGAACACUGUGUUGUGAAGAUGCAGAAGAAGCGCGGACUCUGAUUCCCAGUUUGUCUAAUAAAAUCGAUGAUGAGAGUUUACAAGGGAUUUUGGAUGAAUUGUCUACGUUACGCAAGUUCCAGGAAUAA
This is a messenger RNA of Schizosaccharomyces osmophilus, 408 nucleotides long. It is a transcript of the gene rpb4, whose product is annotated as DNA-directed RNA polymerase II complex subunit Rpb4. Gene Ontology annotation, biological process: transcription initiation at RNA polymerase II promoter; positive regulation of translational initiation; nuclear-transcribed mRNA catabolic process, deadenylation-dependent decay. The record is from RefSeq and is a predicted model, not a curated record. Lineage: Eukaryota; Fungi; Ascomycota; Schizosaccharomycetes; Schizosaccharomycetales; Schizosaccharomycetaceae. Bases 1 to 408 code for a protein of 135 amino acids. Gene Ontology annotation, cellular component: P-body; RNA polymerase II, core complex. The transcript has 4 exons. Gene Ontology annotation, molecular function: translation initiation factor binding; nucleotide binding.